AAGGUACGGCUAUCAACGACGUAACUCGAAUCUGUGGAAGCUCGAAAUUGUCCGUGGUUUCGUUGCUUAUGACCCUUUUUACGAUUAUGAGUAAUAACGAGUGAUGACCCGUCUAUACAAACUCCGAGUAAGUUGCAGCGAGUACGAUGAGGGUCUGGUCGGUUUAUGUAGUUAGCCUGGUUAAGUCGUCCAAAACCAAGUUUUGGCCGAGUGGGUUGCUUCAGAUUGCUCAAAGUCCUGAACUUUACGGGACGACAAGAAGUUGUCGUGUGGGAUUGACAGGGGGUUCUCUGAAUAACAAUGGAAAAUUGGGGAGAACUCGUGGUGUGACUCUUAGACUAGCGCAAGAUGCGAUUAUGGAGUACCUGCACUUCACUCGUGGCUUGCCCUUCAUGGAUGCAGAGUUUAUAAGUAAAAAUUCACCUCAGUUUCUCGAUAGGCUUCUGCAGAAAGUCGAUGCCCGGGACGACAUUGGCCCGUCGAUAUCGCGGUUCUUGCGCUACCACCCUAUAAACGAAUUCGAGCCAUUUUUCGAGAGUCUGGGUUUGAGUCCGUCCGAUUAUGCUCGGCUUCUUCCAAGAGAGAGGAUGUUUUUGAUGGAUGAUCAGCUGUUGUUGGAAAACUAUCAUGUACUGUGUGAAUAUGGGAUUGCACGCGAGAAGAUGGGGAGUAUCUACAAGGAGGCUCCUGAAAUUUUCUGUUAUGAUCGUGGGCUUUUGAUGUUGAAGAUUUGUGCCUAUGAGAAACUGGGGCUUAGUCAGUCUACUAUGGCUAAGGUUAUUGCUGCGAGUCCUUAUCUUUUGACUGGAGAUGUUGAUAAGGACUUCGUCGAGGUAUUAGAGAGUUUGAAGAAUCUUGGAUUUCAGUUCAGACUGAUUGAAGAGAAUAUUUCUGAAAAGGAUUGUUUUAGAUGGAGUCAGAUUCUUGAGCUUCUCUGCUUCUUUAGCAAGAUAGGUUGCGAUGAGGAGCAGCUGAGUGAGUUAAUAAGACACCAUCCAGGAAUUCUCUUUGAAGGUUCAGGGGACAAGACAUGUUCCCUCAGUGGUUAUCUGUUAAAAUUUGGGUCCUCUGUAUGUGAAAUACGGUCAAUGUUUUUGCAGUUUCCAAAUGUCCAAGUUGGAAAGUUUUUGUCAAAUUUGAGACGGUGUUUUCUGUUCCUCACUGAGAUUGACAUGCCGCCUGAAGACAUCAGCAAGAUUUUACGCUCUCAUUCCCCGUGGUUGGGUGCAUGUACUCUGAAGAAACCUAACACCAUAUUUGCUAGGUUAAAUGUUGGAAAAAAGCGGCUUUGUAAAAUCAUCAAGGAUGACCCAACAGAAAUGAAGAAUUGGGUUCUUGGAUCACGAAUUGAGCGACUACCUGAUGCAAGUAAGAAAUUGCUGAAGGUUGAGUUUUUGUUGGGAUUGGGAUUUACUGAUGAUUUAACCAAGAUAAGUGAGGCUGUCAAGUUAUUCAGAGGCAAAGCCGAAGAUCUUCAGGAGAGGUUUGAUUGCCUUGUGACCGCUGGUUUGGAUCGGAAGGACGUCAUUAAAAUGCUGACAGUAUGUCCCAAAAUUCUUAACAUGUCAAAGGAUGUGAUUGAGAUAAAAAUUGAUUUUCUCAAGAAUGAUUUGGGUUGCCCCUUGUCAGUUUUAGUUAAAUUUCCAGCUUUUCUUGGUUAUAAAAUUCAGAGAAUCAAACUUAGAUAUUCCAUGUAUAAUUGGCUGAAAGACCAAGGAGCAGCUGAUCCUGAGUUGGCCUUAAGUACUUUCAUUGGAUGCUCAGAUAGAAAAUUUGUUAGUCAGUUUGUAAAUCGACAUCCUAGUGGCCCGAAAGUUUGGCAAAACUUGAAGAAGGAAUUUGUCCACAAAGAGUGUCUAGUGCAUGCUUCUUGAAUGAGUUUAGCAAGUGGGCAAUCGAGGUGUAUGUUUCUCUUGUAGACUAAAGCUAAUUUAUAAAUUUCUUCAUUUAAUGGCAUGAAGUAUAGAUGCCAUUUUUGGGGGGGCUUGGCCUCUUCUCUUCCUGUAAUAUCCGCUGUUGAUUCGAAAAACUUCUCACAAAUCGUCAGCAAUGUUUACAUUCAAAAGGACUUUGCACUUGGAGAACCUGUUCGAAAACUCUCUCCGGAGUCAUCAUUUACAUGAAGUGGUAUUCAUCAAGCUUCACCAGGGAGACUUUGUUUUCAGGAGAGAAAAACAAAAAAGAAGCAUGAAAAAGCUGAAUCAAAGAAACAUCGCUGAUGAGAAAACUCGAUCACUUGCAUUACUGCAUGUUGUCAGUUCUUUAUUAGUAGAGGCCUUAUCAUUAGUAUGCUGCAGAAAUAGUUCUGGUUGGAAAUACUGACUGUUUGACCACUCUUAGUGACAAGAUAAUGUGGUCUGUUUGGGUGUCUCUGUAAGAGGGACCUCCAUUUUAAGACAAAUGGUGUUGGACAAACAACACACUGCGCUCUGAUUGAGGUUGAAAUGCUACUGAUCCAUGAGAACUUCAUUCGAUGUUACUCAUCCUGGUUUAGAUUGAGUGCAAUUGUCAGGCA
Syzygium oleosum is the source of this 2515-nucleotide messenger RNA. Its product is annotated as transcription termination factor MTEF18, mitochondrial-like. The coding region runs from base 147 to 1874 and encodes 575 amino acids. Gene Ontology annotation, molecular function: double-stranded DNA binding. The transcript has a single exon. Gene Ontology annotation, biological process: regulation of DNA-templated transcription. Lineage: Eukaryota; Viridiplantae; Streptophyta; Magnoliopsida; Myrtales; Myrtaceae. The record is from RefSeq and is a predicted model, not a curated record.